Mangifera indica (mango) is the source of this 3406-nucleotide messenger RNA. RefSeq lists its product as uncharacterized. The record is from RefSeq and is a predicted model, not a curated record. The transcript is spliced from 4 exons. Lineage: Eukaryota; Viridiplantae; Streptophyta; Magnoliopsida; Sapindales; Anacardiaceae. The coding region runs from base 853 to 3096 and encodes 747 amino acids.
AUCUGACGCAUCGCAUAUGUGAAUGCAGUAGUAAGUUCUGACAACUCAUAUAUGAAAUGAAUGUUUAGUCUAUCAUAUUCAUUUAUGCAUAUGUACAGUUCACUCAUUCAAUCAUGCACUCUGUGUAAGCAGCCUGGCAUUCAACAGUUCCUUUUACCUUUCGUUGUUUUUUUCUUCCUCCCAGCACAAACAUUUUCAUUCUCUUUCUCGUUCAUUCAACCUCAUGUUACACUUCAUUCAUUCUUUCCUAAAUUUCCUUCCUUUCUCUCUCUCUCUCUAAUCUCCACUCACAAUGUUGCCUUUUUACACUUCUGGGUUGGCCCAUUUUUCAUCUAUCAUUAUUUCUUUUUCAUUUUUUUUUCAUUGUAACUUGUGAGUCCAGCCAAAAGAUCAAGUUUUGUACUUGCUUCCUCUCUUUCUGUUGUGUUUUUUGGCCAUAAGACGCCACUCCCCCUUUGCUAAUCCAAUUUUUCUGUGAUGGUUUGGUGAGUUUUUAGCAAAUUCAUUUGGAUUUUGUUUGUUUUGCCGAGCUGUACGCUAUUACUGUUGUUGAUUUAAUUGCUGUCCAAAAAUUUGAUACUUUGUUGUUUAAUCUAAUUUUUUCCCUUUUUUGAUAAUAAAUCUCAUAUCCUUUUCCUUUUCUUUGUUCUUUACUCUUCAACCGCUUGCUAAAUCUUAAGAGUGUUUUUGGAAACAAAUUUUAUCUGUGAAUAAAGUGUUUCAUCUAUAUUCUAAUCUGGGUUGUGAUCAAAAUCCAAUAAUUUCAACUGUUUCUUCAAGAUCUCUUUUGUGUCCACCUCAAAUCUUGAGUUUCUCCUUCUGGGCUGCUUCCAAAAGUGAUGCAAAUUCACAAUGGCGAAUCUUGUGCCUGGUGUGUUGCUCAAGCUUUUACAACAUAUGAACACAGAUGUGAAAGUUGCUGGUGAACACAGGUCAUCUCUCUUGCAAGUUGUGAGCAUCGUCCCUGCAUUGGCAGGAGGUGAGCUUUUCCCCAACCAAGGGUUUUAUUUGAAGGUUUCAGAUUCAUCCCAUGCUACUUAUGUAUCUUUACCUGAUGAACAUGAUGAUUUGAUUCUUAGUGAUAAGCUUCAAUUAGGGCAGUUUAUUCAUGUUGAGAGGCUUGAAUCCGCCUCUCCUGUCCCCAUUCUUCGUGGGGUUAGGCCGGUGCCCGGUAGGCAUCCUUGUGUUGGGAAUCCUGAAGAUAUUGUGGCAACUCACUCUCUUGGAUUCCUUAGUAAUGAUAAUAAUAAUACUAAGAGUACCGGUAAUAGUUCUUCGGGGUGUAAACCUGGAGAGAGAGUGAAAUCGCCUUUAAAAGUAGAGAUAGGAAGUAAUCAUAAUCAUGUUUAUGAGAAAGAGAAGUUGGCGAAUAGAGCUAAGGAUGAUUUGCUGGAGAAAAGAACUGUGGCCACUUUGAGUAGAUCAAAGUCUCUGUUGUUGAAACAGUCACCGACUUUAGAUUUGAAGAAGGAAAGUUUGGGGAAGUUGAAGACCUCAGGUUCUAGGUCAAUCCCUACUUCACCCACAAGUUGUUAUUCGCUGCCUACUUCUUUUGAGAAAUUUGCAAAUGGGGUUAAGCGGCAUUCAAAGAUUAAUGGGUUGGAGAAGAGGACACCGAAGCUGGGAUCUGUUGAAAAGGUGAGUUCUCUUCGUGCAGCAAGCCCCACCACAAGGAAGGUGCCGGUGAUCAAGAAUAUAGUGCAGGGAUCUGAGUUUGGGGCAAAAGCUUUGAGAAAGAGCUGGGAAGGGAAUAUGGAGGUGAAGACUGGAGAGAAAUCAAAGUUGAGAGCUGCCAAACAUGAUCCCAAGACUGAAGCUCGAAGCACUUCGGCUCCUAGGAAAAGCACAUCAAGAGAGAUGCUACCAUCAAAAGAGGAGAAUAAGGUUAUAUCUGCGAAGUCAUCUAAAGAGGAGAAUAAAUUUCAAGUCUCAACCAAGAAAGUUCUUACAAAUGGAAUACUGGAUGAUCAAGAAUUAUCAAAUAAACUGAGAACUUCAAGCGGGAGGAAAUCAGGAGAGCUGAAUAAUAAUGGUCUACCUGGAAAUUUUGUUAAGGUUCAAAUAAAUAGUAAAAGAUUAACAGAUGGAAGUGUUUCAUGGAUGGCACUCCCUUCUUCACUUGCUAAGCUUGGAAAGGAAGUGAUGAAGCAUAGAGAUGCUGCACAGACGGCUGCAAUAGAGACUAUGCAGGAGGCUUCUGCUGCAGAGAGCUUACUCCAAUGUUUAAGCUUGUAUUCUGAUCUAACUUCAUCAGCCAAGGAAGACAAUCCGCAGCCUGCAGUAGAGCAAUUCUUGACACUUCAUUCAAGCUUGCAUAAUGCUCGCAUGAUUGCCGAUUCUCUUUCAAAAAUUAUACCAGCUGGUUCAUCCCCAGAUCAUGAAGAAAAUCCAUCUGAAGAAGCACUAAAAAUCACAUCAGAUAGACGAAAACAAGCAGCAUCUUGGGUCCAAGCUGCAUUGGCCACCAAUUUAUCAUCAUUUUCUAUUUUUAGCAAAAAUCCUUCUUUGACUCUUGUACCUCCUUUGGCCUCUGCUCUUGGCCAAAAGAUUGUCCCUGGCAAUCAAUUCAUGUUAUUGCUAGAAAAUUCCUCGAAGAAUUCCUCAACAAAACCACAAGGGAAACCCCGUCCUACAGUCGGCUCUAAACUUGUUGCCUCAGGAGCUCUUCGCAGAACAGGAGAUGGUCCAGCCAGUGGUCAAAAGUCACAGGUCCAACCCUUGCCAGACUGGAAUAGAGGAGAUGGUCUAGAUGAGGCUGUGGACUUAGCUGAAAUGUUGCAAAUGGAAUCCCAGGACUGGUUCCUAGGAUUUGUGGAAAGGUUCUUGGACGCUGAUGUUGAUGCAUCAUGUUUGUCUGAUAAUGGUCAAAUUGCAGCGAUGUUGACUCAGCUCAAAAGUGUGAAUGACUGGUUAGACAAAAUCGGGACAAGCAAGGACGAAGAGGCACCCCAUGUCUCAGCUGAGACAAUCGACAGGCUAAGGAAAAAGAUAUAUGAGUACCUCCUUACACAUGUUGAAUCUGCCGCUGCUGCACUUGGUAGCGGAUCACAAUCAUCUCCCCGCAUUCGACAAACUGAAACGAAAUCAAAAAGGUGACUCUCCCUUUCCCACCUUAAAAGGGCAGUGUUGUCAAUGUACUAUAUGUGGUAUUGAGACAUGAAUGUAUCAUCUAUGCUUUGAAACCACCAAGUUUCUUCCGACAGGUCAGUGAUGUAAUUUAUAUGUACAUAGAUCCUUAAGGGGUUUGACUUAUAGAUGAAGUAGUCAUUUUGAUCAUGAUAAGGCACUGAAGAUGUGAAGUGCAUGGAAAUUCUCAUUUUUCACCAUUUAGUUUGCAUUUGUUUACUGAAAUUAUUGGAAGGAAAACAGUUUGGAGAUUGCAGAGUUGAUAAUCUUCUUCUGAAUA